Messenger RNA from Mytilus trossulus (common blue mussel), 869 nucleotides. RefSeq lists its product as uncharacterized. The record is from RefSeq and is a predicted model, not a curated record. Lineage: Eukaryota; Metazoa; Mollusca; Bivalvia; Mytilida; Mytilidae. Bases 147 to 869 code for a protein of 240 amino acids. The transcript is spliced from 5 exons.
GGGAUCCGAAAUAAUCAACAUUAAGAUGUAAUUAUAAGUUUUAUGUCUAUUCCUUGGCAUUUUACAUCGUUUAUAAUUAUUACAAAUAACUACACUCUACACUACUGGAACCAGAAAUUCUUAAAACGGGGUCGAAACUGCUACUAAUGAAAAUGUUUAUAAUUUUAGUUCGGAGUAAUACAUAUCAAUUAUUUAAGACCGGGGGAGAAACCUGGGAUCCAUCACGACAACGAUGUACAGAUGUUGGAAUGGAUCUAGCGCUGAUUAAGGACAAUGAUGAAUUAGAUGUGGUGAAAACUUACAUUGGAAGUGUUGGUGGACCCGACAAAGAAAUGUGGAUAGGUAUGGUUUGGGAUACAGCAAACCAGGUUCAUAAAUGGCUGGAUGGAGAAGUUGUGUCUUGGGCUCCAUGGGUAAAUGGAGGUGAUGAGCCUAACUGUAUGAGUCCUUCGUCAGUGAAUUGUACCAGUCAAGACGAAAACUUCGUCCGUAUGACAAAGUCAUAUGAGUUUAGAUCUCAUGUAAAGUCACGGUUAUAUGAUGUACUUUGUGAAGUUCCUGCAGAAACUUUUGUUCAGGACAGCAAACUAUCCUUGAUUAUCAUUAUUGGGUUGUCUGCUGGUUUCGGAGGCUUUUUCAUGUUGUGUUGCAUGUGCUGCUUUCUGUGGAAGUUUCUAUGCGGAAGUAAAGAUGACAACAAGAUCGAGCACACACCGGAAGUGAAAGAGGUUACUGUGGAUACAACUGAACAAAUGAAACUUGACAAUCCAUGGAUGAAACAGGAGGAAAUAAGCUUCUGUUUACGUCAGAAAUACGUCUUUGAUUUGCCUAAUGAGAUUGUUGGUAAAAGACACAAAUACAUCAAAUAA